GUGCAGAUUGGCCCGGCUGGAGCUGAGCAAUGCUGGGGCUGCUAUAAAAGGCCAGCCCGGGCCAGACCCAGCCAAGCACUGUCCUGGCCACCUUCUCCUCCUCAGGGACAAGGAGCACCCUCGCAUCCCAGGCCAAGAUGUCCUGCUACGACCUGUGCCCCCCCAGGAGCAGCGCUGACCUGUGCCCCCCCAGGACCAGCGUGGCCGUGCCCCAGCCCAUCGCUGAGAGCUGCAACGAGCUGUGCGCCCGCCAGUGCCCCGACUCCUCGGCCUUGAUCCAGCCGCCGCCCGUGGUGGUCACCUUCCCCGGGCCCAUCCUCACCUCCUUCCCCCAGCAGGCCGUGGUGGGCUCCUCCGGAGCACCGGCCUUUGGCGGCUCCCUGGGGCUGGGCGGCCUCUACGGCACCGGCGCCACCCAGGCCUCGGGGGGCCUCUGCACCUUUGGCAGAGCCUACGCUGCUCCCGCCUGCAGCCCUUGCGCCCUGCCCCGCUACAGCAAGAAGUUCUGGGACACCUGCGGGCCCUGCUAG
This is a messenger RNA of Prinia subflava (tawny-flanked prinia), 530 nucleotides long. RefSeq names its product scale keratin-like. Gene Ontology annotation, cellular component: intermediate filament. Gene Ontology annotation, molecular function: structural constituent of cytoskeleton. NCBI's taxonomy places the organism in Eukaryota, Metazoa, Chordata, Aves, Passeriformes, Cisticolidae. The record is from RefSeq and is a predicted model, not a curated record. The coding region runs from base 138 to 530 and encodes 130 amino acids. The transcript has 2 exons.